AUGGGAGCUUAUCAACACAAUAGUCAUUUGUGGAUUUCAAUGGAACUUAUGGACUGUGGGAAAUUAACUGAUCUCAUCUAUAAAACUAUUCUAAGAGAGGAUGAGAUUGCAUACGUUUUGAGAGAGACACUCAAAGCUUUGAAAUAUUUACACGACAAUAACAAAAUGCAUAGAGAUAUUAAGAGUGAUAACAUUCUUGUUAACUCAAAAGGUGAAAUUAAAUUAGCAGAUUUUGGAUUUUGUGUCGAGUUGAGUACCAAGAAGGAAAAACACAAGAGUACCGUAGGUACACCAUUUUGGAUGGCUCCAGAAGUAAUAAGAGCCAUCGAGUAUGGUCCUAAUGUUGAUAUUUGGAGCUUGGGUAUUAUGGCUUUAGAAAUGGCAGAAGGUGAGCCUCCUCUUAUUGAACUUCCUGUUCUUAGGGCACUGUUUAUAAUUGCAACCCAAGGCCCACCAACAUUAAAGGAACCACACAAAUGGUCAGCCAAUUUUAGUGACUUUUUAUCAAGAUGUUUGGUUAAGGAUCCUAUGGAGAGAGCAUCAUCCUCAGAAUUAUUGGAACACCCAUUUUUAAAGAUUGCUUGUGAACCACAAAAGAUGGCCGACUUGAUGAAAAAGUAUCACUUGUCAAAACACUAAUGUAUUUUUAAUGUAAAUUAUGUCAGAAAACUAUCCAACAAGUUCAUUUUAC
Messenger RNA from Naegleria gruberi, 691 nucleotides. RefSeq lists its product as uncharacterized. The transcript is spliced from 3 exons. The record is from RefSeq and is a predicted model, not a curated record. The coding region runs from base 1 to 639 and encodes 212 amino acids. NCBI's taxonomy places the organism in Eukaryota, Heterolobosea, Eutetramitea, Acrasida, Naegleriidae. Gene Ontology annotation, cellular component: cytoplasm. Gene Ontology annotation, molecular function: ATP binding; protein serine/threonine kinase activity. Gene Ontology annotation, biological process: regulation of MAPK cascade; protein phosphorylation; intracellular signal transduction.